Messenger RNA from Rhopilema esculentum, 3437 nucleotides. RefSeq names its product neurexin-4. The record is from RefSeq and is a predicted model, not a curated record. NCBI's taxonomy places the organism in Eukaryota, Metazoa, Cnidaria, Scyphozoa, Rhizostomeae, Rhizostomatidae.
AAAAUGCAAAGGUCGUAAAUAAUUGAUCACGUUUCUAUCAGAAGCCUUUCACUGCUCUGUCAAUAUUGCUACUGUGACAUUCAUCACUUUAUGUAUAGCUCAAGAGAUUCUUGCUAGAGAAGCAAUCCUGCCUACAUCAUCAAAAUAUAGCUAAAUAUAAAUGGAGCGAAGAUACUUGUUGUUUGGAACUCUUCUGUUUUCCUUUGUUUAUAUCUUCGAAAGUUCAUUUUUCAUUGGUAAAGAAGAAGAGCCAGGAAUCAGUGGCGAAGAUUUAUAUCUUGACAAAUCGUUUUUCGAGUGUGCAAAGCAAGCAAGCUGCAAGAAUGUACCAAGAAAAGCAAAAGAUGGGGCAACCAACGAAUUGUGGGACAAAGUUGUCUACAGAUCAUGCAAAGAAGCCUGGAGGCCAGGUAAUCUUAAAGAAGAAACAUACUUGAUACAAUUUAAAGGCACUUCUGCUCCAGUCGAAGUGAGAUGUGCCCAACAGAAUGGAACCAUGGUGGUUCUUUUUGACCACGACAGUGAAACACGGAUGAACGUGACAGGCUAUGAGUCUCCUGGCGCAUACAAGCACAAAAUAACCUAUAGAGUUUCACUGGAAGAAAUCAUCCAUAUGAUGGACACGGGCAACCUGUCAAGUUGUAAACAGUUUACAAGAAUUGAUUGCUAUGGAAUGAUCUUGAAUAAGAAAGAUAUCAGUUUUGGUUAUAUUGUGGAUAGAAAUGGAGAGAACAUGCGAUAUUUAGGAGGCGCCGACAGUACUGGAAAAGGAUGUAAUUGUGGAGUGACCAAAACCUGUUUCAACGAUGAUGAUUUGUGCUACUGUGAUGCCAAUCAACAAAAGUGGGCAUUUGACGAAGGCUAUGUGACAGAGAAAAGCAAGCUACCAAUAACAGAAGUACACCUUGGAGAUACAGGUGGCCCAAAUGAUGAAGAAUAUGGUAGCCACACCAUUGGACCACUCGAAUGUGUUGAGUAGAGAAGUAUCCGCAACAUGUAAGAAAGUAAAUACGUAGACCACUCCGCUUAAUGUCAUUUAGCUUAUAGCCAUUUCGCUUGAAGUUACAAUACAGUAAACAUCACUUAAAUUCAGGCCCAGAUAAGUACGACAGUCCAAUGAUUCCGUUUACAGUAAAACACAGGUUACAGUCGAAACUUUUCAAAGGAUGCAGUAAACACCUGCAAAUCAGAACCUACAAUUUUGCAAGCCAGUCUGACUAGGUUCUCAUCUAUUGGAUAUUUAAUAUAAAUAAGACUGUUAAGUUUUUUAGAAGGUUUUCGCUAAAGUUUCUUACGAAAAAGGUGCAGUUUUCAUCAAGAAACGUCACAUUCUGCAUAUUAAAUAAACACCCGCAUCGAACAACCUAAAAUGUUUCAAGUUAACCAGACUAGGUUCUCAUCUAUUGGGUAUUUAAUAAGAAAAAAGGUCGUUAAGGUUUUUAAAUUGGUUUUUAUUUAAUUAAGAGUUGUUAUUUAAUUUCGUUUCUGAAAUUCAAGUGGAUUGUAUAUUUAUUAGUGGAUAUUGGACAAGCUACAGUAUCAGCUGAGGGUUCAAUGACAAUGAGAAAGCAAAUAGAGUUUUAAUUCAAUUUGGUAAUCUCUACAAAUAAAAACCUAUUCCAGAUUUAAGGCUAGAUAGGUUCUUAUAAAAUGGGGGUCUUAUUUCAUAAUUUCAGCCUGCAGGUUCUUAAUCCACUAUGUUUUUAUACUUGGGCGUUUAUUGUAUGUUUAAUAUUAUGCGAGAUGAGGGUUAUCUUGAAUUUGGAAAAUGAUACAACUCCAUUAAGCAAUUGGUUCGCAGAAAAGAGCAUCAAUAAUCGGUGAAAAUUUUCAACAUCAGUUAGUUUUAUGUAGUUUGAAAAAAGAAGGUUUUGGGUCUUAUACUCGAAAAGAACUAAGAUUUUGAACAGAGUUUAUGAGACUGCAAGCAAAAAGCUACCUGCUCUUGCAAGAGCUCCAGAGGUGGAUCCAGAGUGAGUUCCUUAGUGCACAGAACUCAGUCAGUUUUUCAACAUACAGCUAAAAAUAGUGUUGCCUGAAACAAGGAAUAUUCUAUUUAAAAAAUGAAACCUAAAAAUCUUUUAUCACAGUCUCUUCAAAAUCUCAAAAUUGCCAGUUUCUUCUCUGUCGUGAUUUCCAGACGCUGUGGAGGACAACAGCAGUUAAUCCUAGAACUCGGAAAUAAACGUUUUGUGCUUCGGAAGUGAAUGAAUUGAAACAAUAAACUUUUUGUUUGGAACACGGAUGGAACUCAGUCAAAACAGCAUCUGGAACUCGCAAAUGAUACCAUAUUUGUAAGAGAGCUGUGCAAUGGCCUGUAGUUGAUUGGCUAUCUAUUGUUUCUGUUUUAUUGUGGACCUGCAAAACAUGAAUUCGAAAUGGCGACUGCAGAUGUCUUUUACUCACGACCAUCACAGCAUUCUUGCAGAUUAUUAAGCGUUUGAGAUAAAACCAGGAGAUAUCGUUAAUUUUCCAGGAGUGUUAACUACCUUUGCUUUAAAUUGCAGUCUUUGGCACCGGCACGGAAACCUAUGCUCAAACCUAAUCUUCGCACAGAACUAAAAUUGAUUGCAAUCAUUAGUUGUCCAAAGUACAUUUCCAAAAAAAGUUUAGCUUCACCUUUAAGUUGAGCAUUAUUAAGAUUGACUGCAAAGUUUCCCAAUCUGCAAGUUCUGCAAGAUUUUCUAAAAACCUUGUUAAGAAUAUAUUUUGCUUUGAAAAUGUCUUUAACUUUAAAAGCUAUGACUUUAAAAAAAGAAAAUAUUUUAAACAUACUGGAAGCUUUUUUGUCUGAAACUCCUCAGAGUAUUAAACGACUUGUAACUUUGGGAAGCUUGUAAUUUUUUCAAGCAAGUGCACAAUACUUGAAUUAAUUCGAUUUCUGUUGAGGGGGUAGUAGGAAUUUUCACUAGCUAACUAGCAGACUGUUUGCCAAUUGACUGAUGACUAAUAAUUUUAUGAAACCAAUGACUUCUGACUAACCAUAUUAGUUUUCGACUUAUGGCUAAUCUUAUGGCUAAUGAAAAUUAAUCCUAGUGCCUGAUAUCCAAUAACUGAGGGAUUGCACUUUGAAAAAAAGUUAGCUGAGCACUGGACUUGCUUCAAGUCUCUCUUUAUCCAUUAAAGAAAGGGAAAAGGAAAAAAUGGGAGGGAUGUUUUUCAGAUUACAAAAUGGAUAGAGAGAGACCUGUAGCAAGUCCAGCUGAGAACUACCCUGUGCUAUUUCUAAUCAGAAUGGUUGUAACUAGAUAAAAUUAUCGAUUUGUUGUCUAUUGGGUAUGGGAACGUUCACAUAUUAUGUAAUCAAAGAUGGGGAGGGGGAUUUACAUAAACUUUAUGGCUAUUACGGUUAAUAUGGCUAUUUGUUAAAGUUUGUUAAAAUAGUUGUUUAGGUAGAAGGGGUUUUUUGCAAGUAUUGCCGAUUUUUGAUUCCGUAA